Vicia faba (fava bean) is the source of this 1065-nucleotide messenger RNA. NCBI's taxonomy places the organism in Eukaryota, Viridiplantae, Streptophyta, Magnoliopsida, Fabales, Fabaceae. The record is from the annotation of a GenBank genome assembly.
AUGGCUUCAAAUUCCUUCAACUUCAUUUUCUUGCUCACUUUACUCUCACCGGUUGUGGGGCAUCGUGGAAGUGUUGAUUUGAAACAGUAUGAUCCAUUGGUGGUAAGCACAUGGCCGUUUAUUGAAGCUGUUAGAGCUGCAUGGAGAGCCGUUCAUGCUGGGGCUUCUGCUCUUGAUUCCGUUGUUGAAGGUUGCUCUACUUGUGAGCAACUUAGGUGUGAUGGAACAGUUGGUCCGGGUGGGAGUCCAGACGAGAAUGGAGAAACUACAAUCGAUGCUCUGGUCAUGGAUGGGGUGACUAUGGAAGUAGGAGCCGUUGCUGCCAUGCGAUACGUAAAGGACGGAAUCAAAGCUGCUAGGCUAGUAAUGCAACACACCCAACACACUUUGUUGGUUGGAGAGAAAGCGUCUGAAUUCGCAAUUUCAAUGGGUCUUCCAGGACCAACAAACUUGAGUUCAUCAGAAUCUAUAGAGAAAUGGACUGCAUGGAAAAAAAGUAGCUGUCAACCGAAUUUCAGGAAAAACGUAUUACCCCAGAAUGAUUGUGGUCCUUAUCGUCCAAAUAACUAUCUCCACCUCUCUGAUGAAACAUGCUCCGUUAUUGAUCAAAGUCAAAUACCAAGGUUACCUCAUGUUGGUCUUCACAGCCACGAUACCAUUUCAAUGGCUGUUAUUGAUAGAACGGGACACAUUGCUGUUGGCACAUCAACUAACGGUGCGACAUUCAAGAUUCCUGGAAGGGUAGGUGAUGGUCCAAUAGCAGGAUCCUCGGCAUAUGCUAUCGAUGAAGUUGGCGCAUGUUGCGCAACUGGGGAUGGUGACAUCAUGAUGCGCUUUCUUCCAUGCUAUCAAGUGGUGGAAAGCAUGAGGUUGGGAAUGGAACCCAAACUCGCUGCUAAGGAUGCAAUAUCGCGAAUAACCAAAAAAUUUCCAAACUUUGUGGGAGCUGUCGUUGCCCUUAGUAAAACAGGUGAACAUGCCGGGGCCUGCCAUGGUUGGACAUUUAGAUAUUCAGUAAGGAGUCCUGCAAUGGAAGACGUAGAAGUCUUUACCGUGCUGCCCUGA